UUUCCUGCCCCUCCUUUCCAGCACCUUCGGCGUGGGGGAGGUGGCACCUUUGCGAACAUUCACGACGGUAUCAACGAAGUCCACCAAGUCUGCUUACGACACAGGGGCUCCUUUUCCUUCUUUUCCAAGGCUUCUUUUCAACGCCCAAGCUAGUAGGCCUCCGUCUGACGAUCCGCGAUCUAAAAGCAUCCCUCCAAUCACAACAUCCGCUGUAGCGAGUCUCACCUUCGGUUCCCCUGACUCGUCUACUAUCCUGGGUCUUCUGUCUCACAGCCUUUCCGUCGUAAGAGCCCACGGCACAAGUCGUGCGAGGGACUGACAGUGCAACUCUGUACCAUUCUUUUCAGGAAAAAAGUGAGCAGAACAGACAAUGGCAGAGCAAAGCGCCGCUGCCGACACAACCGGCAUCACCGCUGGCAGGCCCCGUAUCGUCGGACCGGCUCACGGCCCCGAGCCUCCAUUUCCACUCAAGAUGGAGGGUAAAGUCAUUUCCGGUUUUGGUCGCGGAUCAAAAGAGCUCGGCAUCCCAACCGCCAACCUCCCCGUGGAUGCCCAAACCCCGUGGAUCGACGACGUCAAAUCAGGAGUGUACUUCGGCUGGGCCUCCCUUGCCCUCCCGCCAGAUCACCCCGACCGUCCCUUUGAUGGGGACACGCCCGCCUUCCUUUUGUAUCCAAUGGUCAUGUCCAUAGGCUACAACCCGUUCUACAAGAACACUGUUCGCUCCGCCGAGGUCCACGUCCUGCAUCCCUUUACCGCCGACUUUUACGGCGCCCACAUGCGCCUCCUCGUCCUAGGCUUCGUGCGGGAGGAGAAGGACUAUGCCAGCCUCGACGCUCUGGUGGAGGAUAUCCGCUUUGAUUGCGAAGUUGCGAGGGAGAGUGUGCGGAGGAGGCAAUGGUGGCCUUCGCCUUCACCCGGGGUGACUCUGGGUUUGAGUGUGGACGGCGGUGACGGUGUCGAUGGACCCGGCGAAUUGGACGUCUCAUGGCUGGUGAGGCCGUUGGACGGUUGAACGAUCCCGGGGGGGAGGGGAGAUACACAGGCGUGGAGUACGAUAGAAUAUUAGAGACACGUAACUUAGACAGGUUCCUAGGGCCUGAAGAGGGUUGGAAAGGAGUAGUCCGAUACAAAAAUCUGCUCGUAAACGUGGAUAUAUAUUGAUAUAUAUAUUUAAAUAUCUUUGAGGACUAACCCAAUGAUCCCACGA
This is a messenger RNA of Sodiomyces alkalinus F11, 1210 nucleotides long. Its product is annotated as riboflavin kinase. The coding region runs from base 371 to 1015 and encodes 214 amino acids. The record is from RefSeq and is a predicted model, not a curated record. Gene Ontology annotation, biological process: FMN biosynthetic process; riboflavin biosynthetic process. Gene Ontology annotation, cellular component: mitochondrion. Lineage: Eukaryota; Fungi; Ascomycota; Sordariomycetes; Glomerellales; Plectosphaerellaceae. The transcript has 2 exons. Gene Ontology annotation, molecular function: riboflavin kinase activity.